GUAGACGCAGUCGAGCCUGUCGAGGUAGCUGUUGACUCUGGUGCUGCUAGGGGUGCUGAGCCUGAGAGUGCGGAGCCUGGGGGUGCUGGGUCUGGGGGUGCUGAGCCUGAGCGUGUGGAGCCUGGGGGUGCUGAGCCUGAGCGUGCGGAGCCUGGGGGUGCUGGGUCUGGGGGUGCUGAGCCUGGGGUUGCUGAGUGUGGGGGUGCGGAGCCUGACGGUGCUGGACCUGGAGGUACUUCGGUUGCUUCGUCCCGGCGGGAGCUGCCCUCUCCACAGGAGCUGUGCGAGUGGUUUGCUCGGCGCUGGAGACGUGCUGCUGGAGCUGGUGGUGCUGCCGGUGCUGGGGGUUCUCCUGCUGCUGGGGGUGCUGGAGCCACGGGUCCCGGAGGUGCUCGUACUGGAGGUACUGGAGCUGCUGGGCCUGGUGGUGCCCCUGGUGCUGGAGCUGCUGGCGGAGCUGGAGCUGGCGGUGCUGUUGGAGUCGGUGCUACUGGAGGUACUGGAGCCGGAGCUGCUGCGUCUUCCGGUGGUCCUGCUGGAGCUGGAGCUGCUGGCGGUACUGGAGCUGGAGGUGCUGUUGGAGCCAGUUCUCCUGUGGGUGCUGGAGUUGGCGCUACUGGAGCUGCUAGAGGUGCUGCUGGUGCUGGUGGUGCUGCAGGGGUUGGAGCUGACGCUGGGGGUGCUGGUGCUGUCCCUGCUGUCCGAGUCGCAAUUACAGCUGGCCUCCCCACUGCCUGCUCCUUCUCCCUACGCUGGUCCUACUGGAGGUCUUGCUGA
Closterium sp. Naga37s-1 is the source of this 777-nucleotide messenger RNA. NCBI's taxonomy places the organism in Eukaryota, Viridiplantae, Streptophyta, Zygnematophyceae, Desmidiales, Closteriaceae. The record is from the annotation of a GenBank genome assembly.